Molecule: messenger RNA, 705 nt
Organism: Macadamia integrifolia
Lineage: Eukaryota; Viridiplantae; Streptophyta; Magnoliopsida; Proteales; Proteaceae
Product: proline-rich receptor-like protein kinase PERK14
Exons: 1
Coding region: 1-705 (234 amino acids)
Source: RefSeq, a predicted model, not a curated record
AUGGAUCUUAGUGACUAUGAUGAUGAAUAUGCAGAUGCCCUACCAGCACAACCUCCCCCAUUUACCCCUUAUCCUAUGCCAGUCUCAUACCCUGCACUGCCACCUCCUGAUCCACACAGGCCACCUCCAACUCCUCAAACUUCUUCCACUAUACCUCCUGUCGUUCCCACUCCUAAAUCCAUCCAUACUAUCAUGUCUCCUUCAGAAAACCCUCUAUCUGAGUACCUUACAACUCUUACUAUCUCAAAACCAGCCCCUCUCCCUUAUUUCAUGAAUGAAGGACCUCAACCUGCUGCAUCACAUGUUUCAGAAAUGGAUGAUGAUCCUGAAGUCCAGAAUCCUGACACACCCAGACAACCUCCUGUCCCUCCUACCCCUUUUACCCCAUACCAAAAUCAGAACCCAAAACAAUUUUUCACCCUGAAUGAUAUUCCUGUUUUCAAAUGGGCAUCUUGGAUUGCUGAUUUUCAUGCAUGGAUUAAUGCUGAAUUACUUCAUGAAGGAGCCUCUUCUGUUACUGUCUUGUCUAAAUUUGUUGCAAGACUCCAAGGAAAACUCAGGGAAUUGUAUUUAGCUCUUGGCCCUUACAGACAACUGCAGAUUGUCCAGCUUACUGAAAGCCAGUUUAUUACCACUCUCUAUCAAGAGUUUUUUGCACUGUUACAAAUGAUCUCUCCAAGGCCCGAGAUGAAUUUCUCUAGAUGA